CCAGUUCAGCAGGAGGCUGCAGCCGAACUCUAGAAGACAGUACACAUAAUAAACCUUCAGUACAAGAGGAGACCCCAGCUCAGUAUCCAGAGCAUCGUGGAGAAGAGGUUAUACCUGCCACAAGCCAGCAGUAGACUCCAGAUCAGCUUUCACAGGCUCCUGACGUACCUUCUCCACCUCAGCAGGAAGCCACAGCUCAGCAUCCAGAGUCUCAUGGUGAGGUGGAAUCCUCUCCAACUCAGUCUCCAGAACUCUCUAAUGUGACUGUAGUUUUCUCUCCAGAGCAUCCUGUGACAACAGUUUCUCCUCUAGGUCAGGAUCAAGCUCAGCUUCUGCAGCAGCCCGAUGUCACUUUUAAACCCGUGGAUCUUGUACUUAUCGUAACUCCAGCAUUCACUAAUGAGGUUGAAACUUCUCCACCCCAACAAGAAACCUCAGCUCAGUCUACAGUGUCCCCUGAGCAGUUGGAACCAUUGUCAGUCCAGCAAGAAUUUUCAGAUCAGCAUCCAACCCCCUCUGAGAAUGUUUGCCUUCUCCAGUUCAGCAGGAAGCCCCAACUCAACCUGAAGAGCUUCCUGAGGAAACUGACCCUUCUGCAAUCCAGCAGGAGAGCUCAGCUCAGCAUCCAAAGCCCACUGAGUGGGUUGGACCUUCUCCAGUCCAGCAUCAGCACCCAAUUCAGCCUCCAGUGUCCUCUACAGAUGGUGCAGCUCAACCUUUAGUACAUAAUGAAGUGACAUUCUCACCUCUAGGUCCAGGUGAAGUUGAACACCCAGUGUUGCUUAAUAUCACAGUUAAACCCGUGGAUCCUGUGAUUGUCUUAACUCUGGAGCCCAGUAAGAGGUUGAACAUCCUACAGUGCAGCAGGAGGACCCUACUCAGACUCCAGAUCCCCCUGGAGGGAUAGAGCUUUCUUUAAUCCAGGACGAGGCCCCAGCUCAGUCUCCGGUUCCCCAGGGGAGCUCAACUAUAUGUCUGUAGCCCCCUAGGGAGGUGGUACCUUCUCCCACAGAGGAGGAGCUUCAGGAUCAUUCAUCAGAACUCUCUGCAAAGGUGGAACCAUUUCCAGUCCCUCAAGGGACCCUCCUCACCUUCUACAGCCCCCUGUGAACAUGGAAUCUUCUCCAGUCCAACAGGCGUUCCCAGGCCUACCUCUGGAACCCCUUAAAGAGACAGAACCUUCUCCAGCUGAGCAGAAGGCCCCAUCUCAGCCUCCAGCACCACCUAAGGAGGUUGUAGCACAAACUCCAGUGCAUUAUGAGAUGACAGUUCCAACACUAGGACAGGAUCAAGCUCAGCAUUUAAACUUGCCCAGAGUCACAGUUAAUCCUUUGAACCAGGGUCUUCCCACAACUCCAGAACCUACAACGGAGGCUGAAUAUUCUGCAGCCCUGCAGCAGACUGCAGUUCCUCCAACAUAGCCCGAGGUGACAUUUCCAAAUGCAGAGCAAGUUCAGGCUCAGCAUCCAACCUUGACAGAGGUCACAGUUCAACCUUUGGACCUUGAACUGACCAUAAGGCCACAACCCACUAAGGAGGAUGAACCUUCUCCAACCAUGCAGGAUAACUUAACACAGCCUCCAGAACCACCUAAGGAGGUUUUUGUAGCUCAGCUUCCAGUAUAUCAGAACCCAAUAGUUCCAACACCAGAUCAGGAUCACACUGAGCGUCCAGCAUCACCCAGUGUCACAGUUCAACCUUUAGACCAGGGGCUUACCACAACUCCAGAACCUACUAUGGAGGCUGAACAUUCCACACCCCUGCAAGAGACUGUAGUUCCUCCAACAUACCACGAGGUGACACUUCCAAAUCCAGAGCAAGUUCAGGCUCAGCAUCCAACCUUGACUGAGGACACAAUUCAACCUUUGGACCUGGAGCUUACGUUAACUCUGGAAUCCAGUUUGGAGGUUGAUCCUUCUCCAACCAUGCAGCAGACCCAAGCUCAGCCUCCAGAGCUCAUUAAGGAAGUUGUAGCUCAGUCCCAUUGUACUUCGAAGUGACAGUUCCAGCACCAGAUCAGAGUCAUGCUGAGCAUCCGGUAUCACCCAGUAUCACAGUUAAACCUUUGGACCUGGAACUUACCACAACUCCAGAACCUACUACAGAGUCUGAACAUUCUGCAGCCUGGCAGCAGACUACAGCUCCCCCUCCAAAACACCCUGAGAUGACACUUGCAUAGCCAAACCUGAUUCAACUCACAAUUCAACCUAUGGAUGUGGAAAUUACCAUUACUGCAGGAUCCAAUAUGGAGACUGUACCUUCUCCAAUCAUGCAGCACACCCCAACUCAGCCUCCAGAGGCACCUCAGUAUGUUGUACUUCAAUCUCCAUUCCAGCAGGAGGUGACAGUUCCAAAUCCAAGUAAGGAUCAAGGUCAGCAUUCAACAUCAUCCAGCGUCAGAGUUCAUUAUGUGGACCUAGAGCAAACCACCACUCCAGAAUCCACUAUGGAGGCUGGACAUUGUACAUCCCUACAGCAGACUACAGCUUCCCCUCCAAAACACCCUGAGGUGACACUUGCACCUCAAACCUGACUCAAGCCACAGUUCUACCUGUGGACCUGUGAGUUACCAUAUCUCAGCAACCAAGGGUAUCUGAGACAGUUCUUUUUCCUUCGACUCAGUAUUCAGUAUCCACAGGCCUUCCUGGUGUAAAAUAUACCCCAGAAAAGAAGCAGCCGGAACAGAAUGCCACCACAAACUUCAGCAUAUGUGAGCUCUGUACCUGCACAAAUGAGACGCUGUCGUGUGUUGGUCUCAGCCCAAAGCAGAAGCUCCACAGAGUGCCUGAGCCAGAGCCUAACGCCUACAAUGGCACCUUCACCAUCAUAAAUCUUGGUUGCAGUUUACUCACAGAACUGAGCUUUGGAACGUUUCAGGCCUGGCAUGGAAUGAAGUUUUUACACAAGUAAAUUCUCAAUCGUAAUCCUUUGACAACAGGUGAAGAUUCUUAUCUUUUUAAAUUGCCAGCAUUAAAAUAUUUAGACAUGGGAACAACACAAGUGUCGCAGCAAUUGAAAGCAUCGUCAUGAUGACCCUUGAAUUGGAAAAACUGAUCUUACCUAGCCGUAUGGCCUGCUGCCUCUGCCAAUUUAAAAAUAUUCUUGAGGUUGUCUGAAAGACAGUCAAGCUGCAUUGUGACAGCGAAUGCCUGACAGACGUCACACGUUGUGCAUACACGUGAGACCUAGUUCACUGACCAGGGAUCACUGACCUAGUUCACUGACCAGGGAUCGACCCCAGGACCCCUGCAUUGGGAGCAUGGAGUCUUAACCACUGCAC
Messenger RNA from Globicephala melas (long-finned pilot whale), 3280 nucleotides. RefSeq names its product leucine-rich repeat-containing protein 37A3-like. NCBI's taxonomy places the organism in Eukaryota, Metazoa, Chordata, Mammalia, Artiodactyla, Delphinidae. The record is from RefSeq and is a predicted model, not a curated record.